AUGGUCAAGCAUUCGUCUGCUGAAUUCCCUGUCCCCGAAACGCUCCGUCCAGAAAAUCACAUGCCUUCGUCCAUCCGGAGGAGUGAUGUGUUAGAGUGGGAGCGAUGUCUCAAAGACCACUUAGCUACUUGGAUGAUAAAUCCACAAUCGUCCUUCAACGAAGUUCGGGCAGAGCUUGACACGAAAUUCUCAUCCUCCGAUCGACUUCCUAAGGAAACAGCUACGAUGGGAAAAGACGACAUGUGCGAUUCCCUCUUCCCACCCCUUGUUAACCUGCAUCAGCAAAAUGCAUUGCCAGCGUUGCUCUUCAACUACGAGCGAAUGGCCUGCGAGCAAAUUACAGAGUCCGUACUCAAUAAAUUGUGCACUGCAGAGGGAUUCUACAAGGAUGACACAGCCUGGAAUAGAAAAAUGGCAGAGUACCAAAAGUACCAGGCAUCAAAGGCAAAGAAAGCUUGUGAGGCAGGGAAACGAAAAUCAUCUCAGGACGACUUGAAUCCAGACCCGGCUGAAUAUGAGCGGUAUGCUUUCGAUGGUUUCAAUCCUGAGAGGUCGUUGGAGCAGUUCUCCUUUGCUGGGAUUCGUGGGCAAGACUGGGAGGAGCUCAAGAAAGAUAUCCACAAGCUGAAACGAUUCAAUAUCAACCCUGUCCUUCUUGAAGCUUUGACAAGGGGCAUUGGUGUUCAUCACGCAGGAUUGAACAGGCGGUACUGUCAUUUUGUCGAACGCCUAUUCCGUCGAGGAUUUCUAUGCGUUGUGAUAGCUACCGGAACUCUUGCGCUGGGUAUCAACAUGCCCUGUCCUACCGUCGUCUUCUGCAGCGACAACCCUUUCCUGACAGCCCUGAACUACCGUCAAGCAUCAGGAAGAACAGGACGUCAUGGCUUCGAUCUUCUUGGAAAUGUUAUCUUCCAUGGCAUAUCUCUUUUGGAGGAGUACCAAGUGAUAAGCUCACGACUGCCAGAUCUGAAUGGCCAUUUCCCUAUCACAACCAGUUUGGUUCUGCGUCUCUGCAUCCUUCUACAUAACUCGGAUUUAUCGCCGUAUGCAGUUCAAGCUAUCAAUUCUUUGCUUGCACAGCCAAGGUUAUGGCUGGGUAGUGUGGAUUCAAGGGACAAGAUGUUUCAUCAUCUCCGGUUUUUCAUCGAAUAUUUGCGCCGUCAGAAGCUAAUGAGAAGACAUGGGGAGCCCACCUAUCUUGCCCGCAGCGUUGCUCAUUUAUACUACACCGAAAACAGCGCUUUCGUGUUCCAUGCUCUCCUUCGCGAAGGAUAUUUCGAGACCCCGAAACCACAGUCACUCUCGCAGGCCUUUCAGUCAGCGGAGCCGGAAACCCACCUCUCAGGCCACAGCGAUGACUUCACCAGUAUAAAGGAUCUCUGCAAAACCGUCCGCUCCGAAGUCUUCCUCGAAGAAAGCGUCAUCCCGCACUUAACCGUCUACCCAGACGGCGACAUGCCACUGUUGAACGUGUACUUGUACGAUUUCGUCUGCCAUGGAAACCCGCAGCCGCUCGAGGUUGCGAAUAACAUCUUGGGGUCUGAUGCGUGGUUUCUGUUGAAUGAUUUCUCCCUUAUUCUGGCGACGAUUAUUGUCGCACUGGAGUCCGAGUAUUGA
Messenger RNA from Aspergillus chevalieri, 1617 nucleotides. RefSeq lists its product as uncharacterized. The transcript is spliced from 3 exons. Lineage: Eukaryota; Fungi; Ascomycota; Eurotiomycetes; Eurotiales; Aspergillaceae. The record is from RefSeq and is a predicted model, not a curated record. Bases 1 to 1617 code for a protein of 538 amino acids. Gene Ontology annotation, cellular component: cytoplasm.